AUGGAGGGGGACAGAGCAGGGGCGAAAGACUUCUAUGGUUUUAAUGACCCAUUUGCCGGCUUUGGGAGGUUUGGCACGCGGGGAGACCUCACGCCGAGCUUUUCUGGCCGGAGUGUUCCGUUUGGUCAGCCCACUAAGCCUUUUGGUGGAAUGUUGGGGCCAAGUACUUUUGAUCAGAGAGUGUUCGGCUCGAGAGGGAGGCCUUUUGGGGAUCCCGUUGAUGGUGGAUUCUUCGGAGAAAACCGCGUCUCCCGGCUCGAAAACUCAGGGGGGCCGAUUAUCCAGGAGAUCACGUCAGACGACGAAGCAGAAAAAGAGGAGGAAGACGACACGCAGAUGAAGGAAAGCGCAACAAAGCGUGUUAGGUCUGAUUCCUUGCCGUCUGUUCAGGAACCAGAUGGAGAGAUAGAAGGUGAGGCCUUCUUUGCCGCAUAGUUUGAGCCUAUUAAUAAUUUUUUUAUGAAGAAGUUGACGAACCAACAUUUUGUAUGUUCUUGCAGAUGAAAAUACGAGGCGUUUGCAGCAGAAACCAGGAUUCCUGAGGGCUGGUUCGUCACUGCCACAGAACAGCGCUUUCAGCUUUCAUAGCUCCACUGUUACUUACGGCGGCCUUAAUGGAGCCUACUAUACUUCAUCCAAAACCAGGAGAUCAGGGGCUGAUGGAGUACGCAGAUUUCGUUGAACUUCUGUCCUCUACCCGAUCUCUAAAGCUAGCCUCUUCUUCCAUCUUCUGAUUAUAUGUUCUCAUGCAGGUGGUGGUGGAAGAAAGCAGGGAAGCUGAUGCCACCACUGGCAAAGCCACUCAUAGGAUCUCCAGAGGAAUCGGCAACAGGGUCUGUUAACAUCCCACCCUGUUAGUCUGAUCCAUCAGAUAUUUAGGUCAACGACCGCUUGACUUUAUGUGGUUGCCGAUUUCAAAACUUGCUCUUGCAGGGACACUCAGUUAUGCGGAGACUCAAUUCAGACGGUCGAGUAGAUACCAUGCAAACAUUACAUAACCUAAACGAAGGUAGUACCCGUCGACAGUGGUGUUCUUCUUUUUCCCCUCUCAGGAAGUGAUUUACAUGACUUGGUGGCGUUUUCAGGUGAGCUUGCUGGGUUUGAGCAGUCAUGGAGAGGGAGUGCAGGGCAGCAUCUACCUUAUGAAUGCUAGAGGUAAGAACCUUUAGCAAGAUUACCCGAAUGGUUGAACCUUAUGAAUGCUAUGGGAUUAUUAAUGGGUAGAAAAAGAGGCCAACAUGAUGGGAUCUUCUUUAAAAAAUCACGGUUUUAACCAAAAUACGACGGCCCCGCAGCCAUCAUCCUCCUCCUCGUUCGUUUUAAACAAGGCUGCCUUCCCCUUUUCAGUCCCGUUCAUGCAACCUCACUCCCAUCCCUCACUUUCUUUCGCAUCGUGGGUAUUUGAUUUAUGUGCCGAUUCUGUAGCGAGACUUUGUCAUAGAUUCGAAUUUUUUUCGUCUACGAUCUAAGCUAGCAAAAGGAUCUGAGUGGAUUAUAUAGCCUGCAACUAGAUCCUUAGUAGCUAGCAGACAGCCGCUUGAUUAUCGCCUAUGAUCGGGCAUUAAGGCUGGAUUUGGGAGAUCAGGAGUCAUCAACACAUGCUAUUUGAUAAUAAAUCCGCCAAGCAUCCAACGAAAUGCGCUUAGACUGGAGAAUGAGCACAGGACAUGUGAUUUAGCACGUGAGCAUGAGAACCGAAAGGGCAUGGUGGCCAAUUGUCAGACCCACUGUGCCUGGACUUUGGAAGAAAGUGGGCAGGCCAAAACUUUCCAUUUAAUUAUAUAUAUAUAUAUAUAUAUAUAUAUAUGUUUUAAAAGGAACUUCUUGGCUUCAUGGGUGGCACGUUAUCAAGGCUCAGUAGGGCCAUUGAUAAGGAAUCUUUACCUUCAUGGUGAUUGAUGGUUUCAUGGGCCGCAUGUUAUCUAACUCGUUCUUUCUCCCUUUUUUUUUUUUUUCCCCUAGAUUGAUCGGCUGGGGAAAAAUACUAUGAUUGCUUCAGACUGGUUAUAUAUCCUGUCUCCUUUUCAUAUUUAUUUUCCUUCUGUGUGUGGAACAGGAUGUCGAGCCGGACGGUCCUCGGGAGUUAGGGAUGUUCGUCGCCGAUGACUCCAGUGGAAGACGAUGUCCCAACGCCGCUGGUGGUAAUCGGGGAGGCGGAUGGUCUCUUCCUCUCGUGUAA
This is a messenger RNA of Spirodela intermedia, 2179 nucleotides long. NCBI's taxonomy places the organism in Eukaryota, Viridiplantae, Streptophyta, Magnoliopsida, Alismatales, Araceae. The record is from the annotation of a GenBank genome assembly.